Messenger RNA from Peronospora matthiolae, 576 nucleotides. The record is from the annotation of a GenBank genome assembly. NCBI's taxonomy places the organism in Eukaryota, Oomycota, Peronosporomycetes, Peronosporales, Peronosporaceae.
AUGGUGGAUAUCAACAAGGGUCUGAAGAGCCAGUUAUCUCAUCCCGAGACCGAUCAAUAUCCCCACGAGCUACCCUUAGCUCGUCACGAAGAGAUGUCAGAGCUCUCUCGUUCUCAAGCUGAGCAAAGGCAAACUCAGCUCGAUGCUUCAAGACAGCGUCCGCCAGUUGAAGACGCCUGUCCCGCUCAUGUUCGAGAUCGCCGCGUAACCCUUGCGUUACGCGAUCAAAGAAGCUCUCGGGAACACACCGAUCCACAUGAUCGUGUGGAGAGCGUCUUUCCUCCUCCUCCACCUCCAUUAGAGGACUCUCGCGAUGGCCAGAGCUAUCUGGUUGAGCGGCUGUUGAACCACCGCGAUGUGAACGGACGUCGAAAGAGUUAUCUCGUCCGGUGGCGCGGCUAUCCCCCGUCCUGGGAUUCUUGGGAGCCCCGCUCCCAACUGAUGAUCGACGUACUGGGUCUGGUUGAGCAGUACGACGCGGCACAUCUUGUGCCGCAGAAGGACCGCCGGAGAAAGUCUUCCCGGCACGGUCGUAAAGGGAUUUCAGGUUGUCAAUCCCUUCGUACAUCUCAGUAG